CCCCCCCCCCCCCCCCCCCCCCCCAGCGAUCCGGAUCAGUGGCUCCCCAUGCCUUGGAUCCGAUCCACUGGAUCUUUGGCCUUGGAGGCAGAGGAAGAGGAGGACGCCGAGAAGAAGGCGGCGGCGGCGGCGGCGAGGAAGCGGCUGCAGCAGCAACAGCCGAGGCGGAUACAAGACAGCACUAGAGCGUUGCAAGGACGCCGGAUUGCUUUUUUGGUGUUGUUGCUGCUGCUGCAGAAGGAAGACUUGAUCCAGGAUUAUGCUCUAAAGAGGGGUGGGGGAGAGAAAGGGGGGGAGGGAAGAGGGGAGGGGAAGAGGAGGAAAGUCCAUGUGUGUGUGUGUGUGUGUGAAAAAAUAAAUGCAUCCACCCUCCUCUUGAUUGUGCAUUUUGGGAUUUCUGCACACCAGGGACUGUAGAGUGCCCUCCCCUCCUUGUUUUUGUCUCUCUCUCACACACACUAGCAAAGAGUCUCUAUCUCCCCUAUAUAUGUCUAUGUAUGCAUGCAUGUAUGUCUUCACUGGGUGUCGCAAGAGGAAAGGCUAACUCAACAUAGGUAGCAAUCAAUCAAAAGGAACCCCCUUACUCUCAGGCUGCUUUUCUGCCAGCACCCUUCUUCUUUUUUUUUUUUUUUUGCCGAAGCCCGCCUUCUUAUUUAUUGGAGGAACCUCCACACUGAUCUCGCUCCUGGCUUCACAGAGUGUGCUUUUCGUCCCAAGGGGGGGAAGGAGGCCGACGACCAGGACCAGGACGCACAGUCCCAAGUGAAGCCAUCUCACCAUGGUGGUUUUUAAUGGCAUGCUGAAAAUCAAGAUCUGCGAAGCCGUCAAUCUCAAGCCCACCGCGUGGUCACUCCGCCAUGCCGUGGGUCCCAAGCCCCAGACCUUCCUGCUGGACCCGUACAUUGCCCUCAAUGUGGACGAUUCCAGGAUCGGGCAGACUUCCACCAAGCAGAAGACCAACAGCCCUGCGUGGAAUGAUGAGUUUGUCACGGACGUGAACAACGGGCGGAAGAUCGAGAUGGCCGUUUUCCACGAUGCCCCCAUCGGGUACGACGAUUUUGUGGCCAACUGUACGAUCCAGUUUGAAGACUUGCUGCAGAAUGGGAGCCGCCACUUCGAGGACUGGAUUGAUCUGGAGCCAGAAGGAAGAGUAUAUGUCAUCAUAGACCUUUCGGGCUCAUCAGGUGAAGCACCCAAAGACAAUGAAGAACGGGUCUUUAGGGAGCGGAUGCGCCCCAGGAAGCGCCAGGGGGCAGUGCGACGCCGGGUCCACCAAGUCAACGGGCACAAGUUUAUGGCCACCUAUCUUAGACAACCAACCUAUUGUUCACAUUGCCGAGACUUUAUAUGGGGAGUAAUAGGAAAGCAAGGGUACCAAUGUCAAGUUUGCACUUGCGUAGUCCACAAGCGAUGCCAUGAACUUAUCAUAACAAAAUGUGCUGGCUUGAAGAAGCAGGAAGCCCCCGACGAGGUGGGCUCCCAGCGCUUCAGUGUCAACAUGCCUCACAAGUUCAGCAUUCACAAUUACAAAGUGCCCACCUUCUGUGACCACUGUGGUUCGUUACUCUGGGGUCUUCUGAGACAAGGUUUACAAUGUAAAGUUUGCAAGAUGAAUGUACAUAGACGCUGUGAAUCAAAUGUGGCACCAAACUGCGGAGUGGAUGCAAGAGGGAUAGCUAAAGUCCUCGCAGAUCUUGGCGUUACUCCAGAUAAAAUCACUAAUAGUGGACAAAGAAGAAAGAAGCUUGUUCCAGGUGCAGAAUCUCAACCACCGGUUCCUGGAUCUUCACCGGAAGAUGAUAGGUCAAAGUCAGCCCCAACAUCCCCUUGUGAUCAAGAAAUUAAAGAACUUGAAAAUAACAUUAGGAAAGCAUUAUCAUUUGAUAACCGAGGAGAAGAACACAGGGGAGCAGCAACAAGUUCAACUGACAACCAGCUCAACACUCCUGGCGAGAAUGGGGAAAACGGAGAGGUCAAAGCACAGACGAAGCGCAUGGGCCUCGAAGAGUUUAACUUCAUCAAGGUGUUAGGAAAAGGCAGUUUUGGAAAGGUCAUGCUAGCCGAGCUAAAAGGCAAAGACGAAGUAUACGCAGUGAAAGUCCUAAAGAAAGAUGUCAUCCUACAAGACGACGAUGUGGACUGCACAAUGACAGAAAAACGGAUUCUGGCAUUAGCACGGAAACAUCCCUACUUAACGCAACUCUACUGCUGCUUCCAGACCAAGGACCGCCUCUUUUUCGUCAUGGAGUAUGUCAAUGGAGGAGACCUAAUGUUUCAGAUUCAACGCUCACGCAAAUUUGAUGAACCCCGCUCCCGCUUCUACGCAGCAGAAGUCACAUCGGCACUCAUGUUCCUCCACCAACACGGCGUCAUCUACAGGGACCUGAAACUGGACAAUAUUCUUCUUGAUGCAGAAGGCCACUGUAAACUGGCUGACUUUGGAAUGUGUAAGGAAGGGAUCUUGAAUGGAGUAACGACUACUACCUUUUGUGGAACGCCAGACUACAUAGCUCCAGAGAUCCUCCAGGAAUUAGAAUAUGGUCCCUCAGUAGAUUGGUGGGCGCUGGGUGUCCUCAUGUAUGAAAUGAUGGCUGGGCAACCUCCCUUUGAAGCCGACAAUGAAGACGACCUCUUUGAGUCCAUCUUGCAUGAUGAUGUCCUGUAUCCGGUGUGGCUUAGCAAAGAAGCCGUUAGCAUUUUGAAAGCCUUCAUGACAAAAAAUCCAAAUAAGCGACUUGGCUGUGUGGCAUCCCAGAAUGGUGAAGAUGCCAUUAAGCAACACCCAUUCUUUAAGGAAAUCGACUGGGUUCUUCUAGAACAAAGGAAAAUCAAGCCACCCUUCAAACCUCGGAUUAAAACCAAAAGGGAUGUAAAUAACUUUGAUCAAGACUUUACACGAGAAGACCCCAUAUUAACGCAAGUGGAUGAGGCAAUUAUAAAGCAAAUCAACCAAGAGGAAUUUAAAGGCUUCUCGUAUUUUGGAGAAGAGCUGCUGCCAUAGGAGCCCUCCCUGCACCUCAAAUCGUGACCACCAGAUCACUGACUCUGCAAGACGUGGUCCUGGGAAGAACCUCCAGACAGAACACCAAGAACUACUGCUCUUACCAUGAACCCAGAUACCCCCUUCCCUUCCUUUACACUAUUAUCUAUCUAUUUAUUAUUUUUCUCUCAUCUUUGAUCUGGAGGCUCUCAUAACAUCUGUAUCACAAAACAAUGCAAAAUAUUUUGUAUCAGAAUUUGUAAGUGUAACACAUUGCUGUUGUUUCUUGCUGCUGCUUUAUUGUUCUUAAAUUCAAUUUGGACUUUUUUGAUUCUCAGAAAGGCUGUGCACCCGCCUUUCCAUCCCACCCCCCACCCCCAUGCAUGGGAGUAUGCCACUGAGCUGAGCCUACAAAUACGAUAUAGGAUUUACUGUAUCAACAUAAUAUUGGAUCCAGACUUUGAGAUCUAAAGUCAAUUGUUACUUCCAAUUAGAGUAGGCCUAUUUAAUCAGUGUGGACUUGGAAAGUCACCACUUAUGCAAGUUCCAUGCGUUAGUGGGUCUAGUUUAUUUGACACUAACAAUUGCAUCAAAGCUUUAUAUCAGUUAAGUCCCUGGGUCUACUCUAUGUACGCUAAAGUCAAGAUUGACACCAUUGUGUUUUGACAGGAUUGUGCAGGUAUUUAGACAGCUUUCGGUACAGGUCUAAGGUGUGCCCAGCAGCAUGGGUAGGGCUAGAUAAAAGUUUUGUAGCCCAUUUCUAAGCACAUGGAUACACAUUGAGGCAUAAAUAGAUGCUCCUAGUGAGCAGCAUCUGAAAAAUAUAAAAUUGUAGGUACAUGGACCCCACUCUAGAUUAGAACACUGGAAUGGAGAUAAAGGAUAUUAAGUCUUGCUGUGGUCCUGAUCUAGGUCAGUGGGGCCAGACCUGCAGUUUUCCCUAUAAGAAAACUUCCACGGGAAUGAAAUCGGGUCACUUUUCUCCUCUCAGUGCAAUCUGGACAACCCAGGACAGGACUUCAUUAAGGAAGAAAAAUCCUCCAAUUCAUUUAAGAGUCAUUUCUAGCUUGAUCUUUAAAAGAACAAGUUACCAAAUUAAGGAAAUUCCCUCCAUUAAGGGGUUUCAGACUAUUAUCUUGGAUUUCUAAUGAGCAUAAAACAAUAAACCUGAGAUGUAUAGUUGAGAAAUCUGCCACUGAAUCUCCGACAUUAGCUGAGGUCUUAGACUGAGAGACACAGCAUAAAGGUCCACAUAGAUUCACCAUUUCUCCUCCCACAUAAAUAAUCUGCCACUUGAGCCACCAUCUCCACAGUGGCCAGUAGAAACCAGGAGCCUCGCAUAGAUAGUCUAAUUAUAUUCCCAUAACUGGGCACAAAGCAACAAGACUUCCUCUAGGACCAGCAAAGCAUUUUCCAGAUUAUGAUGUCAUUGUAAGCCGCUCUAAGUCUCCUUUGGGGUGAGAAGGGUGGGGUAUAAAUACAGUAAAUAAAUAAAUAAAUAGUGUGUCUGGCUAUAGGAACAUAGUUGGACACUCCUUUGCCCCAUGCUCUCCUUCACUAGCCAUGGAAUGGCUGUAUUGGGAAUGCAAGAGGCAUGCGAGUUUUGAUGGGUUGGGGAUUGUUGCAUAAGGAAGGUGUUGAACUUCCCUCAUCACAACAACCAAAGGUCUAUGUCACCCACAGAAUGCCAGCAUAAAAAGACAUAACAGAAUCCAGUGGCAUAUUUCAAAUUAGCUGGUUUAUUCUAGCAUAAUUUGGAAAUGGUUUAUUUAUAGACUCCACUUCAAAUACUAGAUUGAGAAGACAAGAGAUUUCAUUUCACUCAUGGCGUGCUUAUGCUAGAAUAAAUCAAUUUAUGUUCAAACUGGUUAGUUUCAAAGGUGCUACUGAAUUAUCUUAUAACUUUUUAGGAAACACUAUUUCAGUCUCUUCAUUAUUAGUGCACUUAAUUUGGCUGUUAUGUUGACUUUAGUAAAUCUCUUUGCAACAGAUAUAACCAUGUUGCUAGCCAUUUGUUUUUGAGAGUUAGAAAAAUUCUCCCAGGUAAGAGGUAAACUGGUGCAGACAAAUAUGUCACUGCAAUGCAAGAUGCAAUGCCCUUGUGUGCCAUCCCUCAGUCAAACAUAGAUUGGAGUACACCUAUAUUAACUUGCAGUGUUCUUCAGAGUAACAAUUGGAAUAUGCUCAUAUUCUGAAGAAAGGCUUGUACCUGGUCCUGAGGGAAAUAAUUGAGAGAGAUAGCUACAUCAUUUGAUUAAGGAAAAAGACAUCUCAUUCUUAAUAAAAUGCAGGAAAAAUAAUAUAACCAAUUAUGAUUAAUUCUCUUGGAGCAGAUUAAUGAAGAAUGAAAAGUGUUCCAAAAGACACAUGGACACGUAUCUUCUGUAUCUGUAUAUUGUCCCACCCCUUCAAAGGAAAAAGCACCUUUUUGCAUGCAGGCAGAAAAGGUCUGUGGUGAAAAAGAAUUAUUUAAUUGAAUCUAACCUCUUGCAGGGAACAUGGGAAACAGUCCCUGCUAAUGAUAGAAAUGCUUAAAAUUUGAUACAUGGCUUUUGAAGAGGGCAUGAAUCCCUCAAACUUUUCAGGGGAAGAUUCCAUGUGGCCUGAUUUCACCUCCAUGCUUUGAUCUUAUUAGAGAAGUAGAUCUGGAAAAUAGGUAGAAUUCAAUGACACAUUAUCUAAGUGGGGCAUACCACUAUCGGAGAAAGGCAGCAUAUAAAUUAAAAUAAUAAAUAAAGGAACUUGUGAGCUGUUUGGAUGUUGGUUUCCCCAAAGCUAUCAAUUUCAGCUCUGUAUGAAAAAGAAAAGGCUGAAGAAAGAUCAUCUCCUCUAUUUUUAUUCUGAUGGAAGUCGUGAUGAGGCUAAGGGCAAAAUUCCCAUUAGUUAUACAGUAUUAUCAUGAACCAUAGUUACCUGGGAAUGAGAGCCAUUGGCUUCAAUGAAUCUGUUGAGAAGUUAAAGAGGAAGGUGGAAUGCAUUUCUGAAAUUCUUCCGGGACUUUGUUCCUGGUAACAUUUUAUCCCUGGAAGAUAGGCCAUUUUAGAAGGAGAAAUCCCUCCCAAGCACUUUCUCUCCAUACUUAUGUGUGAACCCAUUCUACCAGUAGGCUAUGUUGCAAUAAGACUUAAGAGAAUAGGGCAAAAAUACAGUCAAGAUUUCUUUCCAAAGCAGAUUGUGGAUCGAAAGAGUGUUGGAAAACAAUCCAACGGAGAAAAAGUACAACUAAUUAAAUUAGUCACAUGAAAUUGUCCUGGAAAAUAUUGUUUGUAAGAAUAUAUAACAAUGAUUUUAAGUGGGUUGUUGUGUUUUUUCCGGGCUGUAUAGCCAUGUUCCAAAAGCAUUCUCUCCUGACGUUUCAUCUACAUCUAUGGCAGGCAACCUCAAAGGUUGUGAGGUCCCACCUCUGAGGAUGCCUGCCAUAGAUGCAGGUGAAAUGUUAGGACAGAAUGCUUCUGGAACAUUGGGCGUACAGCGCGGAAAACUCACAACAACCCAGUGAUUCUGGCCAUGAAAGCCUUCGACAAUACAAUGAUUUUAAGUUUUGUUUAAAAUCAUUAUAUGCAGAAUGUAAGACAAAAAACAUAUACACACAGAUACUUUAAAGACAGGUGUUAAAGGGCUAAAGAAUGGACAAAUUUCCCAAAAAGCCUAUUACAGCUUUAAUAAAGCAAAAUAGGUUUUCUACAAAUGUUACAGCUUUUUCAUUACAUACAUGAUAAUCCUGCCAUAGUAAAAGCUAAUGUCUGAUUCACUUCACAUGUAAUGUGAAGAGGAUUGAACUGACUCCUUCUCCCCACUCCCCACCAUAUUAUUUCAUUGUAUUAGGUCAGACUGAUAUUUAUUUGCAAUGAAUAGCAGUGUGUUACUUUUGCAGACUUUGACCAAAAAAUGGGCAUGAUUCCUCCUUUGUGCAUUGACUGUACUGCCCCUGUCUCUUCCUUGUUGGCCUUGGGCCACGAAUGGCGUACUGCAAGGCAUCAACCAGGACUUGAUAGGGUAGACCCAUAUAUACUGGUUGUAUGUAGUCUGUGCAUAUGAAUUUGGACUGGAAAGAACUGCAGGUGUCAAACAACUAAUGAUUCAUGUGAAUGUCCCAUAGUGCAGUGUGUCUACAGUAAUUGUGUCUCAUGCGCUUUGAAAAUCCAAAGGAAUCAUUUUUUGCAUGGACUUCAAGGCAAGCAAGGGUUAAGUGCCUCCGAGUUGUUUCAACCCUGGUCUUUAUCAACCCUUCCAAAGGAUGCUGUUUCCAGUUCUCAAAAGCCAUGCAUGCUAAAUGGGAAGAUUCAUUGAACAUCCAGUCUAGUUGUCAUCUUCAAGCUGCACUUUUGUUCCCAUCCGAAGGUCAGAAGGGAAGAAGGGGUGAAGAUCAUGUUAUGCUCUGCCACUAGACUGAGUCAUGCCCAGUAGGACUACUGGUUUUUGUGUUUCAUUAUUGAAUGUCGGGUGGGGGGGGGGGGGAUCUGGUAUAAAACUGUGCUUAUAUAGGAAAAUUUCAAAGCCAACCCAUGUGUUAUAUGACAGUGUAUUGAGAGACUGAAGAUCAAGAUGCAACAUUACAACUGACAUUGCUGAAAACUGUAAAUGAAUUUUCUUGUGUAGUCAUUUAAAAAAAACUAUGGUAACUCAUGUGGAAAAUACCGUGCAUUAACAAACGUGACGUUACCACCUGUAGAUAUGCUGACAGUGUUAUGUACUCUUCUGAGAGUACCCUGUGUUUAUGUGUGCGCGUGCGCGUGCAUGUGAGUGUACCUGUAUUGUUGAGAUUAAUGUGUGUUUGUGUGUUGUGUGUGGAUAUCUAUAAAUAUAUAGAUAGACAAAUGCACACAUUUCUGCAUAAAUACACAUUUGGACUGAAUGAGCAGCUAAGGGAAUCCAUUAUACUUGGUGCACUUGGAUUUUCCAAUUGCACAAAAUAUAGAUAUAAAUAUAAAUAUAUAUAUAUAUUUGUGACCGGCAGAGUAGCACUCAAGAAGCUUUUUUUCUUCCUUUUUUCCCUUUUUGGAGGGUGGGUGGGUGGGUUGCCUUUUGUACAGGUGAGGAUUUUGUAUAUAGGUGUUUACUGCAAGGCCUGUGGAAUUCAAUGAAUAUAGAGGUAUCAACUGCUGCAUGUUCAGGCAUAUUAUAUAAAAAAGUUAGCCUAUGAAAGAAUAAUUAUAAUGUCCAUGUGCAAUACUCUGUUUGUGUAUUGGUUCAAGUUACUGUCAAUAAUGAGUUUUCCCCCAUUCAUUUCUCUCUCUCUUUUGUUAAAAAAAGAAGACGUAGAGCUAUAUUAAGCUGUACUAAACCUUCUGUAUAGUUCUCUUCCAAUUCUAUAGGAAAUGAUAGUAAUGUGGAGCAAAGAAGGGUCAUUAUUGCCAGAAACACAAGUUACCAGCUUGGAGACAUAGACUCCAUUCUGACGCUGGCCCACUAGCAGGGAACAUGCUGCAACAAGGAUUGUUCUUUUGCUUCUCGUGCACCAAGCAGAGAAGCCCCAUGCCAAAGCCCAGGGCCAGCAUCAGCGUCUUGGUCCACCUGCCAUAUUUUCCUCCCAAAUGCCCUUGAUUUAGCAGCACGCCAGGACAUUGAAGUGGGGGAAUUAAAAUGAGUGUCUACAUUCAGUAACCUGAUGCUGCUUGUAGGAUAGCUGAUUAAAAUACUGCUGCCUGCUAUGAAUGGUUCUGCCCUGCUUGGGAACUCACUGACAAAUAAGGUUUAUGAGAUGGAGUGUGGUCUCCAUACUCCAUCAAGUAUGGAGAUGUCAUAUCCUGGUUUUCCGAAGGGACAACUGGCAGAUGUUAGCAUGAGCUUUCCACUGGUAUGGGCUCUCAACAGGCACAAGCUUUUCCAACUAACCUGGACCAAACUAAAGUUUGGCGCUCUUCAGUUAUGUUGGGCUGUCACCUCCCAGAAGAUCCAUCUAGAUGUGACAUGGAAAUAGCUGAACACAGCUAGAGGCUAUGAGAUUGUGGAAAACUGGUCUGGAGCUUCUCAUGUUACUGAGGGAACAUGAGACAAAACAGCACUGCUUUUGUAUUGUGUCAGAAACGACUUGAGAAACUGCAGGUUGUUUCUGGUGUGAGAAAAUUGGCCUUCUGCAGGGAUGUUGCCCUGGGAGGCCCAGAUGUUUUACCAUCCUGUGGGAGGCUUCUCUCAUGUCCCUGUAUGGGAAGCUGGAGCUGACAGAUGGGAGCUCACCCCAUCUCAUGGAUUCAAACCACUGACCUUCAGGACAGCAGUUCAGCCGGCAAAGGGUUUAUUCCAAGCAUGAACAAACUUGGGUCCUCCAGGUGUUUUUGACUUCAACUCCCCAGUAGGCUGUUAGGAAUUGUGGAAGUUGAAGUUCAAAACCCUGGGAGGGUCCAAGUUUGCCCAUGCCUGGUUUAAUACAUUACACCACUGCGGCUCCUGCAACACUUCUGUGAUUACCUGACUGCAAGAGCAUAUUGAGUAGUUGAAUCCAAGAUAUCUUCUCAAGCAUAUAGGUUUGGUUAGUGUGAGUUUUGCAGCUGGCUAUUUACAGCCUCCUUUCCACAAGGAGAACCUUCAAAUCCAUUGUUGGUGUUUUUUUAAAAAAAAAACUCAGGUGUAAUUAUUAUAUAUACAUAUAUAUGUAUAUGUAUUCAUAUGAUGAUUUCAAAAUAUAAAAUAUAUCAAGUCAUGUGUUGACUGGCUUACCAAUAUAAUAAUGGAUCAAACCUUUUAGUAUAAUUUAAUUUAUCUUUGCUAAAAAUGUAAGGGCUGGAGGCUGGGAGUCAGAAUGCUCCCUCGCUUCUGGAGUGUAAGCACAGAGAUGUUGCAAGGGUUACAUCAUCUCAUUAUUUUAUGUUUAUCUGCCGGGAAGGGGGGGGGGAUUCAUGUAAAAAUCACCCACAAGUUUUCUAUAUGGUAAUACCAGUUGAAUGUGUUUCUGCCACAUGUUAAGCUUUGGAUGUCCAGUGAAAGGACUGACACUGCAAAGUAGUCCUUUCCAUAGACAUUACAUGACUGCUACUCCCAUCAUGCCAGUUAAUUGAUCCAUGGCCUGGGGUUGAUUGGAGUUGUUGUCCAACAACUGAACAACCCCGGGUUUCCUACCCCUGCCAUGGGAAAGGGAAGGUUUGGAGAGUGACACAAGUUACCUUCUGCAGCUACUCAUAGUUUGGCUCUAAUGAAAAACUGUUGUACCAUGCACUAUUGAGGUCUUUUGACAAAGUGGAAAAUUCUUUUAAAGGCGAUCAGCACAUUCCACAAAGAUGCUGGACUCAAAAUUGUGGACUGUAUUACUCUCUCAUUCCUGUAUGAGAAGAAAUCUCUUAACAAAACUUUGUACCCAAAAUGCUCCACCGCUGCCAUUUUUCGCUUUGCUAAGUGGGAAAAAAGUCAGAAACUUGUGGAUAAGUAUUACCAUUGCAGUCCUGCAACUUUUGCCUUUAACAAGCAAAAGAUUCCAUGCAGGUGAGCACACUUAGGCAGUUAGUUGCUGCCAUAAUAAAUGCAGAUUUCCAUCUAAGUCUGACCAAACUGAUGGAAAUGGGCCAGUGUGUCCACAUCCAUGUGGCAUGUAUCUGGUAUUGCAUGUAUCCACACAUUUGCAGUAUAAAAAUAUAGUGCUAUUCUUUUGCACUUCAACUGCUUUGCUUUUGGCCAAUGGAAUCCUGCUCUUUACAAUUUGGAGUUGGGCACUUAGAAUUCUCAACCAGACAGCUCCACUGCCUCACCAAAACUACAAUUCCCAGGAUUCUAAAAGGAUGAAACCAUGACAGUUAAAGUCCAAAAAAUUACACACACACACACACACACACACAUAUAUAUCCCCCUGUAUCCAUAGGAUUGGUAUCCACAGUUUCAUUUGUCCACAUCUGACAAAAUAUGUCCUCUCUGGGAUAUUUAGUACAACUCAGUGAGAGUCUCAUGCAGGAAGUCCUUCAUGUCAGUAGACCAAGCGAGCAAACAUUGGAGGAGUUGUGAUAUUUUAUUUCCUCUUACUUUUUUUUUUAAAAAAAGACACAUUACCUAAUGAUGGGACAAUAGGGUCCUCCCUGCAGUAAAAAUAAUGCUAUCUCUUUUUAAAAGGGUUUAAAAAGUGAGAAAGAGAGAUCUCCCUUGACAUUGUGUGCAGAACAGUUCUGGCAAAAAAAAAAAAUGAAAUGUAUUCCGUUUUUACAGGAGUGGGGAGGUUGUCUUUUUUAUUGUGAGGCUUUCUUUGUACAGAAUUUUUCUUACAGUUGUAAUAUGACUCUCUUGCCAUUCAUUAGGGUUAUUUCAUUGUAGCCAUUAUUACUGUGCCAAAUGUACUGUAUUCUAAAGGAUGUGAAUGUGUAUUGUUUUGGAACCCAAUAAAUACAAUGAUGUUAAAA
This is a messenger RNA of Anolis sagrei ordinatus, 11298 nucleotides long. The record is from RefSeq and is a predicted model, not a curated record. Lineage: Eukaryota; Metazoa; Chordata; Lepidosauria; Squamata; Anolidae.